Messenger RNA from Gongylonema pulchrum, 315 nucleotides. Lineage: Eukaryota; Metazoa; Nematoda; Chromadorea; Rhabditida; Gongylonematidae. The record is from the annotation of a GenBank genome assembly.
AUGAUGGGCCUCCUGGAAAAGCAUCACUGUUCAGAUGCGGAGGCCGAUAGUUCAUCGGAGUUUACGCCAUGUGUCAGAGAAUGCCCGCCAGGACCAGCUGGUCCUCCUGGACCCCCCGGUGAUAAAGGACCCAAAGGAUAUCCUGGUGAAAUUGGCGAACCAGGCAUUCCAGGGAAGCCAGGAGAAAAAGGACCACCCGGUAAAAUGGGUCCGCAAGGGCCGCCUGGGAUUGCAGGUAUGCAGCAUGUUCUCGUUUUCCAAGAUGACUGGAUGUAUGCGUGGACUUUUUUUGCUAUUUUUUAUCUGUUGUCGUGA